GCUGGACAACAGAGGCUCUUGAGCGGGUGGCGGGUGUUGGUGUACUGCUGAUGGUGUGCUGUAAAGACAUAUAUUCAUUAUUUACUAAAAGAUGGCUGGCAAUCGCCUGGAGAAGAUAGGGACGAUAUAUACAAGAGCUACUGGGUUACUGAAGUCAGGAGCUAUGAAGCCACAAGAUAAACCAUUGUGGUAUGAUGUGUAUGAAGCUUUCCCUCCCAAGCAUGAGCCACGCUUUGACAGGCAGCCUCCAGAGACAAAGAUUCGGCAGAUAUUUUACCCUGAGGAUGUUAUAAGAGCAAAUUUUUACAAGAAAUAUGGAUCUUAUGGAACAGCUCAGUUAUUAGACAGUAAUCCUCGGCCCACUGUGUGCCAGCUGUUUGUAAAGGAAUAUGAGCGCCUGCAAGCUGAUGGCAGUAUCCCACAAGACCAAAUAAUGCAGGAGUCUGCACUAGCUCUGGAGGCUCGAGGAAUUUAUCUUGAUAGAUCUCGUGCUCCUCUCAAGACUGAUACACCACCACCGGAGGAAGUAGAGGAACAGGUCUCUUCCGCGGACACUCCACCACAGAAGAUGGGGAAAUUACGUCUUGUCGAAAUUUUCAAGGAGAGCCAAGAAGGAAAAGAAGAAUUCAAAUAACAGUGAAAUCAUGGUUUAUAUUUAUUACUGUAAAUAAAUUUCGUAGUUUGAUUUUA
Molecule: messenger RNA, 690 nt
Organism: Homarus americanus (American lobster)
Lineage: Eukaryota; Metazoa; Arthropoda; Malacostraca; Decapoda; Nephropidae
Gene: mRpS23
Product: 28S ribosomal protein S23, mitochondrial-like
Exons: 4
Coding region: 92-634 (180 amino acids)
Biological process (GO): translation
Cellular component (GO): mitochondrion; ribosome
Molecular function (GO): structural constituent of ribosome
Source: RefSeq, a predicted model, not a curated record